AUGGCAGAGAACAAGCGCCACGGUGUCGGAGUGAAAGCACCAGCGCAAGGUCCCUCGGGUGCAGCUACGAGUGCGGGAAUGACAGCUGCCAUGGUGCCGUUGGAAGUGGCAUUGAGCGGCGCAAUUGGCGCACGCAUUCGCAUUAGUACUGCACCCCCCACUUCCUCUACGAUCGAGGGCACUCUAUUCACCGCCUGUCCCAUCACAAAUCUCGUUGCUAUCAAUACAGCCGACGGCAAACAGACACAAGCGGGCGAUUACCGCAUUAUCCCGGUAUCGCGGAUUCAGUCAUUCCAACUCCUGUCUCUUGCUCCCACUGCCAACUCCGCUGAGGGCCCGUCCUUCUCCGAUGCCGUACCUCCGGUGCAUGCGCUUGACAUUCGAGCCCUGAGGGCUCGAGAGGCCAGCGCCGUUGGCAAGUUGCAGGAGAGCGAAGCGCGGCGUGGAAAGGGCGUUACGCGGGAGGCACAGGAGAUCUUCGACGCUUUUAGCCGCACAAUGCCCGCACGGUGGGACGGACCCAAUAUUAUCGUGGCAGAUGCCGUCAUUAUUGCGCCUCCUUAUCAUGUAGACGAUUGUCGAUCAAUCGCGGCCGGUGAUACGGCUGCACUGACCAGAGUGCGCAAAGUGCUUGAAAUGGAACGCAAGAAGAUUGAGCUUCGCAGCGCAAGUACGACGAUCGGCACGGCGGGGGCCUUUUCGCGCUCUGCAUCGGUCAAGGAUACUCGGAACUCGGCUAGCGCAAGUACUUCACCCGGGCCUGGUGCUGCUGGGCAGAGGAAAGGCGGUUAA
This is a messenger RNA of Aspergillus pseudoviridinutans, 792 nucleotides long. Its product is annotated as anticodon-binding domain-containing protein. Bases 1 to 792 code for a protein of 263 amino acids. Lineage: Eukaryota; Fungi; Ascomycota; Eurotiomycetes; Eurotiales; Aspergillaceae. The record is from RefSeq and is a predicted model, not a curated record. The transcript has 3 exons.